Molecule: messenger RNA, 365 nt
Organism: Staurois parvus
Lineage: Eukaryota; Metazoa; Chordata; Amphibia; Anura; Ranidae
Source: the annotation of a GenBank genome assembly
GUUGGCUCGGUCAUGUGAUCAGCAUGUCCAAUCACAGCUGAUCUCAUCUGUCACGCUGACAGCUCGUGAGGAGAGGAGAGCCGGCAAUUGGCAUUCCUCGGAGGGGACAUGUGCACUGAUCAUCAGGGCACUGCCGAUCAGUGUGCCCUGACGAUCAGUGUAGCCCCAGCAGUGCCACCUGUCAGUGUCCAUCAGUGCCAGCUCUCAGUGCUCAUCCAUGCCACCUGCCAGUGCUCAUCAGUGCCACAUCAAUGCCACAUAUCAGUGCCCAUCUGAGCUGCAUUUCAGUGUCACCCAUCAGUGCCAGUCAGUGCCACCUAUCAGUGCCACCUAUCAGUGCUGCCAAUCAGUGUCACCUAUCAGUG